Molecule: messenger RNA, 1064 nt
Organism: Arabidopsis thaliana (thale cress)
Lineage: Eukaryota; Viridiplantae; Streptophyta; Magnoliopsida; Brassicales; Brassicaceae
Product: transport/golgi organization-like protein, putative (DUF833)
Exons: 5
Coding region: 85-855 (256 amino acids)
Source: RefSeq, marked reviewed
GGGUUACAACUCAAAAUCACAACAAGAACAACACAGAGCAAGAGAUUCAAUAGCAAAAAACUUUUACAAAAUUCUCUCAAGAAAAUGGGGAUCGUAGCAUUCCAAUGGGGAGAGGGAGAAAACAUACUGACGCUGCUGCAGAACAGAGAGAACUGGCAAUCAAGGUCAAUAGGAAAGGCGGCUUGGGAAUGGGAUGAAAGCCAGGUAUUGAGUGGUCGUUGCGCAGAGACCGAUGGGACGUGGUUAGGUAUUUCUAUUCGAGGCCGAGUCGCUUUUCUUGUGGAGGCAGGGCCCGUUAACAGAGACAGAAUCAUCGGCGCCGAGUGUCGUACUCUUGAUUUCUUAAAGAGCAACUUGAGUCCAGAGGACUUUGCAGAUUCAUUGGCUUUAGAUUCCGGACGUAACACGGGGAUAGCCUAUCAUCUAAUUGUGGCCGACAUAGUUUCAAACUCAAUGUUUUAUAUCUACAAACCGUCUUUGUCUGAAGAUGGCAUGGUCUAUACAGAGCCUGUUGGUCCUGGUGUUCAUACCCUAUCUUCAGCUGGACUCGAUUCCGAAGUUGGACACAGGGACUUACGUCUGAAACGCUAUUUUUCUGAGCGGAUUAACAGAGAACUACCAGAACCAAUCUCGGGGCUUGCUGAGGAGGUUAUGUAUGAUACAGUCGAAGCUAUAAACGGAGACCCACUGAGCUCUAUCUUUGUCGUCGACACUUUGAUUGAAAACGAACACUAUGGAACAAGAUGUACGACAGCAUUGGUUGUGAGACGCACCAUGCAAGUGAGGUUCUUUGAGAGGUACAGGGCGAGAUUUAAUGAUGACUGGAACGUGCACGACUUCCGGUUCACCAUCUAGUUACAAGGAGCAUUCCGCAGCAUCCGAAUAUUAUUAUCUAUACUAAACAAUCUUGUUGAUGCUGUAAUUAAUUAAUAGAUCAUAAUCUUCUCGGUUCAGGGAAACCUAUUACCUUGGUCACAGUAUUUAUCUCUGGUCUAUGAAACAAAUAAAUAAAAAGUAGUUGGUUUUCUGGAACUUUCCUAUGUCGACAUUUCACUUGAUAUUUU